Messenger RNA from Anopheles merus, 2931 nucleotides. RefSeq names its product acetylcholinesterase-1. Gene Ontology annotation, biological process: presynaptic membrane assembly; modulation of chemical synaptic transmission; neuron cell-cell adhesion. Gene Ontology annotation, molecular function: signaling receptor activity; neurexin family protein binding. Gene Ontology annotation, cellular component: synapse; cell surface; postsynaptic membrane. The coding region runs from base 640 to 2565 and encodes 641 amino acids. Lineage: Eukaryota; Metazoa; Arthropoda; Insecta; Diptera; Culicidae. The transcript has 2 exons. The record is from RefSeq and is a predicted model, not a curated record.
GCUCAUUCAAGCGCCGACCACGAACGAAACAACAGCUUCGCAAUGUGCUGCGGCGCCGUUAGGCGGGCAAUGGCCAUCAACGGGAAAGUGUGCCUACCAUAGUGGAAACCCCCUCCCCCCCCCCUCCCCUCAGGAACACGUGUCUGUGCGGUAUCUGUGUGCACCCGUGCUGGGUUAAACUGUGCGGUUAAAGAGAGUGUGGAGUUAAGAUAUUGUACGCCAACCUUCGAUUGCUUCGAUUCUGCUCUCGAGAUUGUCAAUUCGUGUUCGAUACGUAACAACCAUUGAACCCGCACGAAGCAGCAGAACGUCAAGCAGGUUUGCAGAAUUGGUGCCGCGACGACGGUUUGUUUUCGUGCACCCGUUUUCCGUCGUCAGUGUGCCGGAUUGUGUUUGGUUGUUUGUUUGUUUGUUGAACCUGUGCCGCGCGUUGUUUGGUAGUGGUGUGUGGCCCUUUGGGUCUGGGGCGGUGCUAUCCUGUUCGUGGUCUAGAUUCGAAAAUUUGUACCAAAAGAAACCCGCUCACCCAGGACCCCGAGGGACGUCCCAGUUUCGGGUGUGCUACGUGUAAAAAGUUCCGGUACGGUUCAGUGCGGAGUGUGCCGGGAGAAAGCGAGCGGGAGAAAGUGAAAUUUCGCCAUGGUAACGGUGUCGACGGUUCCGAGCCGAACCUUCACCCGGUUUGUGCUGCUGCUGGCACUGCUGUGCCGGGGCGGGCUGGGUCGCGAUCCACCGACCGUCACCAUCCCCGACCAGGGCACGGUGAUGGGCAUGUACAUGAAGAUGUUCCGGACGCAGCGGGUCGUCGCGUACCUGGGCAUCCCGUACGCGCAGGCACCGGUCAACGAGAAGCGCUUCACGCCGCCGGUAGUCGACAAUCUGCCCAGCUGGGAGGGCGUGAAGAAUGCGACCAGCCCGGCGCCGCACUGUUGGCACAUGCCGCGCGACACCCACCGGCGACACAACCAGCUGUUUAUGGAGCUGAUCCGGUCGGGCGACGACGGUGGUGGAGGCGAUGGUGGUGGCGAUCGGCAGUACGACGAGGACUGUCUGUUCCUGAACAUCUACAUACCGGACUCAACGAUGCCAACGGACGGGUACUCGGUGCUGGUUACCUUUCCGACCGGCGACUUUGACGGCGACACGCCCUUCACGUUAAAUCCAUUCCAGAUGGUGUUCAAGCAGAAGAUCAUCGUCGUGACGGUGGCCUACCGGUUGGGCAUCUUCGGGUUCUUCACCAGCAUGGACGGGGAGGCGCCGGGUAACUUCGGCCUGAUGGACCAGUCGGCCGCGCUGCUCUGGAUCAAGCGCAACAUCCGGCUGUUCAACGGGAACGAGGGUUCGGUCACGAUCAUGGGCCACGGUACGGGGGCAGUCUGCGUCGGUCUGCACCUCACGUCCGGCGACUGGACGGACGACAUGUUCCACAAGGCCAUCCUGAUGUCCGGCAGUCUGCUGCUCGACUCGAGCGUCCGCACCGCCAAGCAAUAUGCAUCCUCUUUGGACGAGCUGGCGACCGCCUUCGGGUGCUUCCGUCGGCCGACCACAAAGCUGAUGGAUUGCUUGCGGCGGGUCGACGCGCAGAUCCUGGCCGAGAACUCGCCCCCCAUCGACUGGGGCCCGGUCAUCGACCAGGGCCUGAGCAACACGACCACACCCUUCAUCCCGGACCACCCGAACAUGCUGGUGCAUCAGGGCAAGCUGCGCCGGGUGCCGCUGCUGAUCGGCCACACCGACAUGGAGGAGGUGCUGGAGCUGACGAUGGGCGACAUGCUCGAGCACGGGCUGGGCGCGGAGAUGUUCGACACGCUGCUCGGCGACGUCGUCAUGAGCGAUCUGGCCGAGAUGGAGUUCAACGAGACGCUGUGCGGCGGCAACAUGGACAUCGUGAUGGAGGCGGUCCAGUAUCAGUACAAACCGUACCCGCCGACGACCGAGCCGCUCGCGCUGCGCCGGAAGUACAUCGAGUUUGCAACGGAGCGCAAGUACGUCGCGCCGACGAUCGAGCUGGCGAUGCACAUGAGCCAGCAGGCGGACACGUUCGUGUACCGGUUCGACAUCAAGCCGCGGACGGCCGCCGCACUGAAGGACGUGCCCGAGUGGGUCGGCGUGCCGCACAACUUCGAGCUGAUCUUCCUGUGGGGCCUGCCGUACUGGCUCGCCCUCGCCGACCAGAUGCAGUGGGACAGUGCGGACAAGCGGGUGGCCGACAUCGUGAUGACGCUGUGGGCCAACUUUGCCAAGUUCACCAACCCGACGCAGGUGGGCGUGUACAUCCGGUGGGAGAAGUUCACCGUUACCGAGCCGGGCGUGCUGAUCAUCGACCGGUCGUUCAACAUGAGCGACCACACGACGAUGAGCUUCGAUGCGGUCAAGUUCUGGAACCACUACUACCCGAGCGUCAUCAACUUUGCCGCCCAGUGCUGCAACGCGACGUACAACGGGGCCGAGCGGGGUGCGCCACUGAGUGGCAGCCUUGUGGCCGGGUUGCUGCUAGCCAACCUUAUCCUGUUACAAUCAUUCGUUCACCUGCACUCGCGGACACACUUUGCCUCGCGGACGUAGUAAGGGUACGGGGGGUGGUGCUGGUGCUGCUGCUGCUGCUCCGGCUGCACACUGAAAGAUGGACGGCGUUUUUUUUUAUAAUAAAUCACUCUCCUGUACAUAGCGGAAUUGGGUGGGCGGCUGGGUGGGUGCGUACCAAGAAAGUGUGCCUGCGUACGAGAAUGGGGGUUGCGUUUCGUUUUGUUUGGGUUUAGUUUUUCUAGAUGAAACCGUAGGCAAAUGGCGUAGGCUUUUCCGUUGUUGUCUAGCUAAAAUAUUAUUUACUUUUCCUACAAUCCGAAACUGAAACAAGUUGACAGAAAUAUAUAUGUACAAAUAAAGCAAAGAACUUACAUGUGAUUUAAUUAUUUGGAUCGGUCCGUAUUA